Molecule: messenger RNA, 1607 nt
Organism: Numida meleagris (helmeted guineafowl)
Lineage: Eukaryota; Metazoa; Chordata; Aves; Galliformes; Numididae
Gene: SPEF1
Product: sperm flagellar 1
Exons: 7
Coding region: 573-1550 (325 amino acids)
Biological process (GO): regulation of cytoskeleton organization
Cellular component (GO): axoneme
Molecular function (GO): microtubule binding
Source: RefSeq, a predicted model, not a curated record
GACGCCACGCUGAUGGGCUCAGAGGGGAGGGGGUCACCAGCUCAGCCUCCUUCAUCCUCACACCCCCAUAAAGGAAUGAGGGAGCGGUGAGGGGCCCCAAAGCAGAUGGGGGAUGCUAAGCCCCUUCCCCGCAGCAGGACCUGGACAAGCACUGUCUGUGCCCCCCCCAGGGCAGUAUAUGGGGACCCCCCAGACCCCCCCCUCUACAGGGGCUGGAGGGGGCUGGCUCGCUUUAAUGACCACACAGCGAGGGCUGCCAUAACGAUUACUCUAAUUAAUGAGGUCCGGGGCGUGGGGGGUUGGAAGUCCCUUGGUGUCCCACACACUGUCACCUCCCUCCCCUAGUCCUGCACCCCCAGGUUCCCAUUGCUUAAGUUUCCUCUGCAUUCCCCCUCCAUCGCUCAAGACUCCCCAGGCCCCAUCCCACACAUUCCCCCCCAACCCCUGCAAUAUCUCCAGGCCCCUCUGCCCCCCUCUCCCCCCCCUGCUUCGGCCACCCAUUACCAGGCAACCGAGCAUUGUGCUCCCAGCCUGCCCUGCGGGCCCGUUGCCAUGGCAGAGGGGUGGACACCAUGGCCGCUGCUGCAGGCAGUGGGGUGGCUGGCGAGGGCGGCCUGCAGGCGCUGUACCGCUGGGUGGAUGCCGUGCCGCUGUCCCGGCCACGCAGGAACAUCGCCCGUGACUUCAGCGACGGGGUGCUGGUGGCCGAGGUGGUGAAGUUCUUCUUCCCUGCCAUGGUGCAGCUGCACAGCUUCGUGCCUGCCAGCUCCACGCCGCAGAAGUUGGCCAACUGGAGCCACCUCAACAGGAAGGUUUUGAGCAAGCUGAACUUCUCCGUCCCCAGCGAGGUGAUCCGGCAGGUCGUGCAGUGCCGGCCAGGCGUGGUAGAGCAGGUGCUGCUGCUGCUGCGGCAGAAGAUCGAGGAGAAGCAGAAGCAGGUCAAGGCGGUGCCUGGCCCGGGAGCUGGGCCUGCGGGCAGUGCAGGAGAUCAGCUACCUGGAGACGGGCAAGGCCGGCUGCUCGAAGGUGAGGAGCACAGGAGGGAGCAGUGUGCAGGAGACCCCCACGGCAGCUGGGGGGAACGAGAGCUGCCAGGACUGUGCCCCAGCUCCCGGGGGGGACCCUGCUGCCAUCCGCCUGCAGCUGGCAGAGAGGGAGCAGGAGCUGCUCCUGGCACAGGAGACGGUGCAGAUCCUACAGAUGAAGGUGCGAAGGCUGGAGCAGCUGCUGCGCCUCAAGGACAUGCGGAUCGACGACCUCAGCCGCUGCCUGCAGCAAACCCAGCACCAGCAGCAGUGAGCAGAGCCCCGGCUUUGUCACCGGCCAUCCCCGUGCUCAGUGCUCGCCCGGUGCCUCCCGGCUGCCCCAAUUCUGCGGGCUGCUCCGAGCUUUUGCUCAGCCCCUCCUGUGAGGAGCGUGGCGGUGGCACGGGGCCCCGCAGGCCGCGGGGGCCGCUCUUUAAUCUCCUCCCAAAGCUGUUGUUUGUGAUCUCCAAGAAAAUCCCGGCCUCAGCGCGCAAAACCCGCUGCGUGGUCUGGCUCUGGCAGUGAAACACGCGGCGCCCGCGGCCCCGCCGGGGUAAACAACGCUUUAUCCCAGCGCCGUGU